AUGAGAACAUUAAAAUCGACAUCAUUAUAUCUACAAAGGCCCCAUAUUAAGCGGCAUGUCUCAUCUUCAAAACCGACUAGUACGUCGACAAUAGACGUAGGAUAUGAUGAGACAAGACAAAGAGCAAAGAUAGCCGCAAUGAAGAAAGAACGACCGUUCAGCAGCUUUCUGACCGACACAUUCAACCGACAACACACCUAUCUACGUAUUUCAGUGACUGAACGAUGUAACUUAAGGUGCACGUAUUGUAUGCAAGCAGAAGGCAUUGAUCUAACUCCUUCCGACAAAUUACUCUCUUCCGACGAGACUAUCUUUCAGGGCGUCACAAAGAUACGCUUGACUGGAGGGGAGCCAACUAUACGCAGAGACAUUGUUGAUCUAGUCGGAGAACUCAAUAAGCUCAAACCGCUUGGUCUACUGUCCGAGAAGCAACUGUUGGAAAUCAUUGAAAUCGCAGUCAAAAACAAGAAACAGCACACAGGGCAAGAUGGUAACUCCGCCUCGGUGUCAACCGAUUCUAAUGAUAACAGUAUGGGACGUGAUAUGCCUUCUUUGGACAUAUUAUGUCAGUCGGCCUCCCCAGAGAAGAACGACACUCCAGGAUCAGACUGCAUAUCUGAUAAAGAUGUUGAACCUCCUUGCCGACAAGAUUUCAAAGAUGGAGACAAAUACGCAGGCUCGUCCAACCACAAUCAACCUCACAUUUUCAACUCGGAAAGGGAAGAUUGCAAGAUACAUGUUCGGAGCAUCGAUUCGCGGUGGGACAGCACAAACGAAACAAGAAAAAAUGCUGAUAUUCAUAAACAACAAAAAGGCAACAGAGGCGAGAGUGCAAACGAUACCAGCGUUGAAAUGGUGUCUUUCGAAUGUUGUCCUAACCAAGAAAGAAUCUCUGCUUUGCAAGAAUCCUUGGGGCAACUGCUCCGAGUCGGUGCCUUGGUGGGCACUAAGUGGACAACGGAAAACCCAAAAACACUGUGUCAUCUUGUACAGCCGGACGAUCAACCUGAAGCGUUUAACGAAUCAAAAUCCAUGUAUCAAGUGUCAGCGGGUGGCGGACACGAUGGAUCGCAAGGGUCUCGCAGUAGUCUGCCUAUUAUAGUCGAAACGAUUGCAAAUGAAUCUAACCGUCACCAUGUUGCAACCUCUGUUGGCUAUGAGAUUGAUAGCAAAGUACCUCCAAAAGAUCUUAUCUGUUAUAUAGAGGAUGUUAGACGAUAUGGAUUUGACCACGUCAUCAUUAUUGGGGAACGUCUCUACGGAAUGCUUUUUAUGGACUGUUAUGGUCGCGUGUUCGAUUGGGACUCUAUGAGUGAUUUGUUAUGGCCACGUGGGGAUUAUUUGAAAGAAGCGACAAAGAAAUUUGAGCCUAACUCUAUAGGAUGGGGUGUAUCGGAAGAUGGGACUGUAUUUGAGAUUCGUCAAGCGAACAUAAUGUCAACCCUGUUGCAAAGAAAGACAAAAGAAGAGCUCAAAAAAGAAGAAACGUCAGUAAUGUGGGGUUUUUUAUGUUUUGAUCAAGUGCAACGCGUUUUCCCGGAAUUUUAA
Messenger RNA from Paraglomus occultum, 1548 nucleotides. The record is from the annotation of a GenBank genome assembly. Lineage: Eukaryota; Fungi; Glomeromycota; Glomeromycetes; Paraglomerales; Paraglomeraceae.